Psylliodes chrysocephalus is the source of this 3249-nucleotide messenger RNA. NCBI's taxonomy places the organism in Eukaryota, Metazoa, Arthropoda, Insecta, Coleoptera, Chrysomelidae. The record is from the annotation of a GenBank genome assembly.
AACAUUCUCAUUCUGUUUAUUUCCAAAUAAGAGAAUAGUGAUUUAUCUCCUGAUUAAAAAGCCGCAAAUUAUUUCCUCUUUGCGUACGAAUACGAAAAAUGAGUAAUAUAUUAACCGUCGUUCAUCAGUCACAUCAAUUGAUAAAAAGAAUCAGUGCAAAAAUUUACACAAUUUAAGAAGGACGGGAAAUAAUCCGUAGUAGUCUAUGUACAUUUAUUCGCGUGUCUUUUUCAGUAUUUCAGUUGAUUAUUUCCUUGCCGCUAGCAGAAGUGUUGCGGACUUUCUCGAUUUCAGUACACUCGCGUAUGUUUUGAACCGGUCUUAGUUUUGCAAUAAACAUCAGAUGUGAUUGUGAUUACCUAGCUGGUGUAUUGCAAUAAGAAAACGAUGAGACUGUUCAAACGACGAAAUUCCGAUCCGAAUCCACAAAUAGAAAAUUUUUCAACACAUGCUGAAGCAAAUAGUAGUGACAAUGAAGAAUCAUCGAAAUCAUAUCUCUCCGUAUGGGGAAGAACUUGGGAUAAGCUCAAACGUGGUGAUUCUUCCGAACGAAUUCCCUCAAAUAAAGAAAGAAAACGAUAUUGGUCCCCCCUCAAAAGAGACACCAACAAUCCUAGUAAUUCCAAGAACGUAGAAGAAAAAUCUGAACUAAGACUGUCACAAUCUGACUUAAGAAAAAUAUACGAUAUGUAUCGAAAUAUGAACGACAGGGGUGAUAAAAUAAUUAAUAAAAACAGAAGGAAUGCUAGGUGUAUAUCAGAUAAUUUAGAACUAAGCCAACAACAGCUUCUAGAUUACCUCAUCCUUAUGAAACCUAGUACCCAGGAACUCGAUAGGAUUUUCAGCGAAAUAGCUGAAGAUGAACCCAGACACGAACCUAAAAGGUUAGGUAGACUUUCAGAAGAAAAAAGAUCCAGGGCGUCAAAAUUUAAGUCUAUGUUUUCACGAUCAUCAAGUAAAUCUGACGAUGAAGGUGACUUAAGGCACCAUCCUAAAAACUCAUCUACAGACAGCCUAACAAGUUUAAUAAACUUUAUAAUACCUGGUAGACGAUCGACAUCUAAUAGUUCUCCUAAAUUGCCAAAUAAAAUUAUUAAAUCUGAUGAAAGUGGAUAUGGUAGCGAUUCUACAAAGACAGUAACUAGUAUAGACUCUCCAAUAGGGUCUAUUAAAUCUCAAACCAGCGCCAUAUCUACAGAUCAAAGUAAAGAUAAUACUGCAGCUACUACAAGUGACUAUUAUCACGAUGACACAGACACAGCGGAAGAAGACAACGCUGAGGAAUCUCCUGUCUUCAGGAUAUCUUCAAAAAAACGAUCCAGAUCUAGAGGUGAAGAUACUGACUCCUUCAACAGAAGAAAAUCGUUCAAAUUUAAAAGAUCUCCCACCAAAACCAAUAAAGAAAAAGAAAAAUUAAAAAUGUCUGUUGAAGAUUUGACUCAGAACUACUGUGAUAAAUUGAAAUUAAAUACGGAGAAUGUGGAAUUGAGGGCUAAAAAGAGACAAUGUACCAGUAUAGGUCAUUUGGAGAAGGAAUAUAAAUGUGUAACGCUAAAGAUUGGACGAAAUGACAUGUUAGGUUUAAAGAUUGGACCGAGUUAUGGUGCAGAUUCAUCUGUGACGUAUUCUAUUACUGAUAUACUACCAAAUUCCGCUGCCAAGAGAAAUGGGAUAUUAAAGAUGGGCGACGAAAUAGUUAAACUGAAUGGAAUUCGAAUUAAAGGAUGCCCCAUAACUAUAGUAAAAAGUUACUUGGAACCUAAAAAUGGAGAGAUAGAAAUACUUGUAACCAGACCGCUUAGACCAAAUUCCAGAAAACCAAGUCCGGUUAAAUCAAGUCCUAAAAGAAAGAUAUCUAAUCUAAUAGAUAAGAAAGAAUCUAAAUCAACACUUCGGCUGCCUUUAUUUAGUACUAAAAAAGAAACUUUAACACAUCUUGAUAUACCUGAAGUUAGUACUCGAAAAUAUAGCGUGUCUUCUGCAAUAAAUAUAACCAGUGCUCCGAAAAGGUACGUCGGUUUAUCAGACAUUUUGAACGAUAAAAUUGACGAGUUAGAAACGAAAGUUACCUUCAGCGAAAAGCCCAGAACAGAUGAUGAGAUUUUCAAAAAGCCAACGCUGGAUUCGAGAAAAUAUCAAUUCGAUUCUCAAAGUGUCACUGGCAUGAGAAAGUUUUCUGUAUCACCAGAUUUGUACGGACGAAAAGGAAGUCAUAAUGAGGAAAUCAAUAAUUGCAAACGAGACAAAUCUAAUCAUAAGAUUGUGGAGUUUCAAAAAGGACCAGGAUGCAAAUCUCUUGGAUUUUCGAUAGUUGGAGGAAAGGAUUCACCUAAGGGACCAAUGGGGGUUUAUAUUAAAACCGUUUUUCAACUUGGCCAGGCAGCUGACUCUGGAAUAAUAAGAGAAGGAGAUGAAAUUAUUUCAGUAAAUGGUACUUCUUUUCGGGGAUUAUCCCACCAUGAAGCCGUAACAUUUUUCAAGAGUAUUAAAUGUGGCAAGGUUUUAAUGGAGGUGGCACCACGUCAUUAUCAGAAGAUUCUUUCAAGUUCCAUAUAAAUCCAAAAUGUUUAUUCUAUAUGGCGUUCAUUUUGGAAAUAUUCUUUAAAUAAUUUUUUAUAUACGAUUACCGAAUUUAUGCGUUAAUUUUGAGUUUAAUUUUGCAACGAAAACUUUAUAUUUCAAAACUAAUUCGAAUAAUAAUUUAUAUAUUUAUAAUUUCAUUAAUUUUUGGUAUAACUGAAAGCAGGAUAAAGCAUUUAGUUACAGAGCUGUUCAAACUAUAAAUUAUGUGCUUCAGUUAAGUUUAAAAGGUAAAAAGAUAUUGAAUAAAGAAUUAUGAAUUAUUUAAAUGUAAUAAGUAUGUUAUAUUCGGAGGAUUAUAAUAGAAUGAAAAUAAGUUUUAGUUUUGUUAUAAUAUGUUGAUUUAAUAAGUACUUGUUAUUUGGUGAUUUAAAGCACUCUAGCUAAAUACUUCUAAUGUAAAAGUAUUUCUUUUGGUAACUUUGGUACGGUAAAAUAUUCGAGACGGGUGGUUUUUUAUUUCGGAUGAAGCGCAUUUCUACAAAUAAUAAUUUACACUAAUUUCAACCCGUUACUCAGGGUACCUAACCCCUUAUAAUUUUCAAAUAGCAAUUGAUAGCUCAUUUGAAAUGAUUUACAACUUUUUUUUUAUUGUGGAAAUGUGCUUUAUCAGAUAUAAUUAUUACGUUCGCACGGUAUAAUAUACAGGGUGGCCGAUUAAUGGGAAGA